Messenger RNA from Schistosoma margrebowiei, 1275 nucleotides. NCBI's taxonomy places the organism in Eukaryota, Metazoa, Platyhelminthes, Trematoda, Strigeidida, Schistosomatidae. The record is from the annotation of a GenBank genome assembly.
GGAAAAGAUAACAUCCGGUUCAAUCAUAUUGAUACUGAACAAAAACUACAGUCUCAGUUUUUGACAUUCUUUUAGUUUUAGUACAACAAAGGGAAUUUUAUGACAUCAUGGUCAUAUGUCAGUCAAACCCGGUUAUUCGUUUGUCGAGGUUGGAAUAUGACACAGAACACGACGGCUGUUAUUGCUGUUGUUGCUUCAGUAUCGGCAGUUGUUGCCAUUUCAGGUGUCGUAUUGGGACUAAUAUUCAGGCCUAAGAAGCCGAAAAAAACUCUUGUGGAUAAUGAUACGAAAACUCCUUUACGAGUAGUGGAUAGAAGUUUCAUCACUCAUGAUACAAUUCGCCUAAAACUAGGUCUCCCCACAGCUGACCAUGUACUUGGAUUACCUGUUGGUAAUCAUGUAUACUUCAGUGCAAAAAUUGAUGGAAACAUGGUGGUUCGACCCUACACUCCGAUCACACUAGACACCCAAAAAGGAUAUGUUGACUUUGUCAUAAAAGUGUAUAAAGGAAGCGUUAAUCCUAAAUUUCCCAAAGGUGGAGUUAUGUCUCAAUAUUUGGCUAAUCUCCCUAUCGACGGAUUUAUUGAUGUUCGUGGUCCAUCUGGAAAACUGGAAUACAAAGGGUGUGGUUUGUUCCAUAUAAAGCCGGAUCUACGUAGUUCACCUAAUCCUGUAAAAGUGAAACAUGUCAAUAUGAUUUGUGGUGGGUCUGGUAUAACACCAAUGUUCCAGCUAUUAUCUUACAUACUUCAGUCUAAAGAUGAUACAACACAAAUAGCAAUGGUCUUUGCCAAUGUGACUGAAAAAGAUAUUAUACUACGUGAUGAACUAGAAAAUUUCAAAGAUAAAUAUCCAAAUCAUUUUCGUCUUUGGUAUACAUUGAGUGAAGCACCAGAACGUUGGUCAUACAGUACUGGUUAUGUGAAUGAACAAAUGUUACAAGAGCAUAUUUAUCCAGUGAAAGAUAAUGAUACAAUCACAUUAAUUUGUGGUCCACCACCAUUUAUUGAAUUUGCUUGUCUUCCAUCACUUACUAAAUUAGAUUAUCCAAAAAAUAUGAUUCAUGUCUUUUAAGUAUUGGUUUGUUUAUUGUUAAUCUAUUUAAUUGGUUUUGUUGGUUCCAAUUUAUUUGUCACUUUUCAUUAGUUGUCAUGAUAACAUUAACCGAUUAUAUUGGGUUUUAUUUUGCAUGGACAAGAUACUACUAUUAUCAUUUAUUUUCUUUAUCUAAUAAUAUCGACUGUCAAAUGUUUUAAAUAAAUAUUUUAUCCUUAA